AUGUUUCACUUUUUGAAAUUAUUACUACUUUUAACGAUCGGUUCAUUUUCUUUUGGCGAUAUGUUUGAUAAUGGUCGACAAAAAUAUGAACAAAUUUUAUCAUUAUCAUCAACAUCAUCAUGUUGGCAUGAUGUAUUAACAAUGUUACAUAAACAUUGUUCAAUUGAUGAACUCGAUAAAUAUCAAUCAUUAAUCGCUUAUCAAUUUACUCUUUGUCAUUUAUCUUCAAUGAAUCAUGAUUUAUCAAAUAUACAAUGUAGUGAAACUAAUGUUGAAUUAUGUAUUGAAAAACUUCAUCAACAUAUGAAUGCAUUUAUUGCUUAUACAGAAUUUUAUCCAUUUGUUCAAAGUGUUUGUUAUGUUCUUCGUCAGAAAUCGUAUCAAUCUGAAUUAACAUCACGUUUAACUUUGUUUCUUGAGAAUUCUCAAGAAACAAUAACGAAAUUAAUAUCAUCGAUUGAUCUACAACAUCAAUUAACAGAUAAAAUAAAACAUCAACAAUAUAUUCAAGAAACAAUUCUUACCAAUGCUGUUAAACUUAAACAAUUAGCUCGAACAAAUAUGGAUAAAACACAAGAUAUUCUUAGCAGUGUUAUACAAGCAGCUCGUCAUGAAUAUGAUUUACUUAAACAAAUAUGUGCUCUAUCUCAAACAAUUCAAACAAUAGUACGAAUAACAUGUACAUAUUCAUUUUGGUUUUAUAUGUUAUCGAUGUUUGCUAUCUAUAUUAUCACCAUCCCACAGAGAACAAAUCAAGCAAGAUCAAUUUUAUUUUCUGGUAUGUUUAUUUAUGUUCUUCUUGAACGUUAUUGUCAAAUGUCUUCAAUAAUUAAUUUUUAUCAAUGGCGUUUGAUUUGUUGGUCUUGUUGUUUAUUAAUUCUUAUACAUUUUGCAUAUAAAUAUCAAAGUCGUACAGAAAUUCAUAAUGAACGAUUGUAUCGUAUAACAACGAAUCUUAUUCAAACUGAAGCUACAUUUCAUCGAGUAUCAAGAGAAUUAAAACGUGCUCGUUCAAAAUCUCGUUCACGUUCUCGUUCGAUUCGUUCAAGACAACGACACGCUAAAAUUGUCUCUCCUCUAAUUCACGAUAAAAUUGAAGUCAUUCAUCAUGAUGAUGAUGAUGAUAAUAAUAAAGAAAAUAUUGAACAGAAUAAUUUAAUCGAUGAUGAAAAUGAUCAAUCCUUUUCAAAUGAUACAAAUAAACGUCAUUAUAGUCUUCUUGUUUCACAGUAUGUUUAUUUACUUAUUAAAACAAUGACUUAA
This is a messenger RNA of Adineta steineri, 1263 nucleotides long. NCBI's taxonomy places the organism in Eukaryota, Metazoa, Rotifera, Eurotatoria, Adinetida, Adinetidae. The record is from the annotation of a GenBank genome assembly.